Messenger RNA from Carlito syrichta (Philippine tarsier), 1529 nucleotides. RefSeq names its product adaptor related protein complex 4 mu 1 subunit (gene AP4M1). The transcript is spliced from 14 exons. Gene Ontology annotation, cellular component: clathrin adaptor complex; cytoplasmic vesicle; trans-Golgi network. Gene Ontology annotation, biological process: Golgi to lysosome transport; protein targeting. Lineage: Eukaryota; Metazoa; Chordata; Mammalia; Primates; Tarsiidae. The record is from RefSeq and is a predicted model, not a curated record. The coding region runs from base 1 to 1227 and encodes 408 amino acids.
AUGCUGUUAAAACACCACGAUGGCCGUCAUUUCAUCCACGUCAGGCACAGCGGCCUCUACUUGGUGGCCACGACUUUGGAGAACGUUUCCCCCUUCGGCCUCCUGGAGCUGCUCUCCCGGCUGGCCACCCUGCUGGGCGACUACUGCGGCUCCCUGGGCGAGGGGACCAUCUCCCGCAACGUGGCCCUGGUCUAUGAGCUCCUGGAUGAAGUGCUGGAUUACGGCUACAUACAGACCACGUCCACGGAGAUGCUGAGAAACUUCAUCCAGACGGAAGCUGUCGUCAGCAAGCCCUUCAGCCUCUUUGACCUCAGCAGCGUGGGCCUGUUUGGGGCGGAGACACAGCAAACCAAAGUGGCCCCCAGCAGUGCAGCCAGCCGCCCUGUCCUAUCCAGCCGCUCUGAUCAGAGCCAGAAGAAUGAGGUUUUCUUGGAUGUGGUCGAGAGAUUGUCUGUUCUGAUGGCAUCUGAUGGCUCACUACUCAAAGUGGACGUGCAGGGAGAGAUCCGGCUCAAGAGCUUCCUUCCCAGCAGCUCUGAGAUGCGUAUCGGCUUGACAGAAGAGUUCUGUGUGGGGAAGUCAGAGCUGAGAGGUUACGGCCCAGGAAUUCGAGUUGACGAGGUCUCGUUCCACAGCUCCGUGUGUCUGGAUGAGUUUGAGUCUCAUCGAGUCCUCCGCUUGCAGCCACCGCAGGGCGAGCUGACUGUGAUGCGGUACCAACUCUCAGACGACCUCUUCUCCCCACUCCCCUUCCGGCUCUUUCCCUCUGUGCAGUGGGACCGCGGCUCGGGCCGGCUUCAGGUUUAUCUGAAGUUGCGAUGCGACCUGCCCCCAAAGAGCCAAGCCCUCAACGUCAGGCUGCACCUUCCCCUGCCUCGAGGGGUGGUCAGCCUGUCUCAGGAGCUGAGCAGCCCAGAGCAGAAGGCAGAACUGGGGGAGGGAGCCCUUCGCUGGGACCUGCCUCGGGUGCAAGGAGGCUCUCAACUCUCAGGUCUUUUCCAGAUGGACGCCCCAGGCCCCCCGGGGCCUCCCAGCCACGGGCCCUCCACCUCAGCCCCACCUCUGGGGCUGGGGCCCGCCAGCCUCUCCUUCGAGCUUCCCCGGCACACGUGCUCCGGCCUCCAGGUCCGCUUCCUCAGGCUCACCUCCAGACCCUGCGGCAACACCGGCCCCCACAGAUGGGUGCGCCACCUGAGCCACAGUGACGCCUACGUCAUUCGGAUCUGAAGCUCUGCGAGUGAGGACGUGGCAGCCAAGGUGGCAGUUUGUCCACGAAGACGGCACGUGGGAGGACCGUCUUCUCCUCUGGCCUCCUGGCUCACGGCUCUGGAUCUGAGCAGGAAGGCUCCUGGGUCCGAGACUGGGAGUCCCAACGAACCCACCCCUUCAGUGGCAACUGGCACGGGAAGGGCUGAGGAGGACUGAACUUACAAACCAAACUUUUAUUUUGAGGAAAUGGCUGUACGCGAUCUAAAAAGAAAGUGACACGGAGGAAGCAGCCUACUACGUUCUUCCGUCCUGCGUGCAUG